AUGAUGCUAACUCGGUCUCCCGUUUCCGCAACCGCAACCUCCCCCACGACAACCGUGACCGUGACCGCAACCGCAACCUCUCCGAGACCGAGUCGCGGUGCUCCCCAUGGUCGCUUCCACUAUGCUCCUACCCUUUCACCACGAGAAGCAGCUUCCCGGAUCCCGGCCCCAUCGUCUCGCCGGCAAUCCACAACCGCCCCCGCCACUUCGUCAACCUCUCCUUCCGUUCCAAUCCAGGCACGACACGCCCCAGUAUCGAUAGCCUCCUCCCCCGCAGCCUCCAGCCCCGGUUCCGGUCCCGGCUCUCCUUCCUCAUCCCGGCCUCGGCGCUGGGCGGGCGUCGAUGUAGCGACCCAGUACUCGCCCAUGGAGCCGAUGGAUUACACGACCGGUGCCCUUCUCUCUAGUCGGACCCCUGCUUCUUCGAACAAUCAAGCCGUCGCCCGAGACCUAGUCGAGUCCCAACCUCCACAUAUACAUACCUCCGUUGAGCCCAUGGCUUCCCACAAGGAACAGGCCUCUGCCUCGGCCUCCCCAUCAGAAGCUGUCACUGCUCCCAUCCCGCAUGGCCCGACGGUGGCCGUAGCGGUGCCCCCGACUCCUCCAGUCUCCUCAGCGGCGCCCCAACCGCAUCCGGUGUCGCAUACUCCUCAGACAGGUACCCCCGUGAAAAGGAGGAACCCCCAAGGCGACGUCACCCACAGCCAAGUUGAAGCGGCGAGCGCCGGGCAAAGCGGUCCGCACUCCCCUAAGCGGGCCAGGUUGGCGCCGAAGGUUGUGCCCCGGCGAUAUGAGCACUGUCCAGUCGAAGACCUGGUUGUGCUUAUCGCGCACAUGCUGGGCGAGCUCAUUGAACUCAACGACGAGCAGGCUCAGAAGGCUGGGCAGCGUCAUAACCUUACAAGAUUUCACUCACGAACGGCCCCUGGAAUAUCAGUUUUGGAUUAUCUUCACCGACUCGCGAAACACGCCUAUCUUUCACCACCUAUACUUCUUUCCAUGGUUUAUUAUAUCGACCGGCUUUGCGCACUAUACCAGGACUUUACCAUCAACACACUUACCGUUCAUCGGUUCCUGAUAACAGCCGCUACCGUUGCCGCCAAGGGGCUCUCUGACUCCUUUUUAACAAACACACUAUAUGCGAGAGUGGGUGGUGUUAGAGUCGCCGAACUCAACAUGCUUGAGUUGGAAUUCCUUCACCGCGUUGACUGGAAGAUCGUGCCCGACCCCGACGUCCUUGUGGCAUACUAUGGUGGGCUUGUGGCUAGAUGCCCUGGAUACAUACUGGAAUCUCCAGAUCCUGAAGAAGCAGACGACGAAGACGAGGACGAAGAACUAGAUGAAAGCGACGCGAUAGGCGACGACGAUGACGAAUUAGACGGCGAAGAUGGAGAAGAAGAAGAAGAAGAAGAUAUGAGUUGA
Messenger RNA from Sordaria macrospora k-hell, 1422 nucleotides. RefSeq lists its product as uncharacterized. Gene Ontology annotation, cellular component: cyclin-dependent protein kinase holoenzyme complex; nucleus. Gene Ontology annotation, biological process: regulation of cyclin-dependent protein serine/threonine kinase activity. Gene Ontology annotation, molecular function: cyclin-dependent protein serine/threonine kinase regulator activity; protein kinase binding. The record is from RefSeq and is a predicted model, not a curated record. Lineage: Eukaryota; Fungi; Ascomycota; Sordariomycetes; Sordariales; Sordariaceae.